This is a messenger RNA of Python bivittatus (Burmese python), 3453 nucleotides long. NCBI's taxonomy places the organism in Eukaryota, Metazoa, Chordata, Lepidosauria, Squamata, Pythonidae. The record is from RefSeq and is a predicted model, not a curated record.
AGUUUAUUUUCAAUAUGGGGCAAAAACUAAAAUGAGCAGGACAGACUAAACAAAGCUGGCAUUCAUAAAAACAGUGACCUCUGGUUUCUUCAGCAGCAAAGGGAGUGUGUACAUUGGGGGAUGCAUCACGUUGGAAACUAAAGUACUGAAGAUGAAAAGGUGUUUCGAAGGUAUUGGGCUGCGAUGCUUUCUUAAGGGCCAAAUAUAGGUACCAUCUCUUUGAGCAUGAAAAGGAACUUCUGCUAUGGAGGCACCUGCCUAUGUACUCAACUUCUUCAUCCUUUGCCUGCUGUUUCUGGCACCUCAGAACAUCUGCAAAUAGUUCCAGGUUCAGGAUGGGCCAAUGGCGGCCACACAAAGCCAAAAGUACCUCCUGGUCUUUGACUUUGAUGAGACCAUUGUAAAUGAGAAUAGUGAUGAUUCUGUCAUCCAGGCUGCUCCUGAGAAAAAACUUCCAGAUUCCAUACGCCAAACCUUCCAGGAAGGUUUCUACAAUGAGUACAUGCAGCAGGUUUUGAAAUAUCUGGGAGAUCAAGGGGUAAAGAUGGCUGACUUCAAAGCAGUCUAUGAAAAGAUUCCCUUGUCUCCUGGCAUGCAGGAACUCCUCCAGUUUCUCUCUAAGCAACAGAACCACUUUGAGAUUAUCCUCAUCUCUGACGCCAACAUGUUCGGCAUUGAAUGUUCAUUGAAGGCUGCUGGGGCUUACUCCCUCUUCCGUAAAAUCUUCAGUAACCCUUCUAGUUUUGACAAGAGGGGCUACUUCACCCUGGGCCCUUAUCAUUCACAUAAUUGCCCCCGGUGCCCUUCAAAUAUGUGCAAACAGAAGAUCCUGACUGAAUAUCUGGAAGAAAGGGCUCAGGAGGGAACCAAAUUUGAGAGAAUCUUCUAUGUGGGAGAUGGAGCCAACGACUUCUGCCCUUCCAUGGCAAUGAAGUCCAGCGAUGUUGCCUUCCCAAGGAAAGGCUACCCCAUGCAUCAGCUCAUCCAGGAGAUGGAGAAAAACCAACCUGGGGCCUACCAAGCUACUGUAGUCCCUUGGGAUUCUGCCAUAGAGGUUUGUUCCUACCUUCAAGAAAUUCUCAAGAAAAAGUGCUGAGGGAAAGAACUUGGCAGAAGCAGCAGCUCUUCUUGACUUACCUGGCAUACAGUGUAGAAAGAUCUGUGACUAACCUUGCACUGUCUCAUGCGUGGCUUCUGCUCUGGGUUUUUUUUCCCUCUCUCUCUCUCUCUCAUUGUGCACAGUCUGUCUCUGGAUCUUCCCUUCUUUUGAUCUUGAGAUAAGGGCUCUCUAUGCAGUUUGGCAGUCCAUUCCAGGAAGGGUGGGUGGGUGCCUACCAUCUCGUAUGUUUUGCUUGCCUAUGAAGACAAUGCUCUUGCAUUUCUUAAAAUUGCUUAUCCACUUUGGGGAUACAGAAAAGGCUUCUCUCUGCUACCAAAGCACUAAAAAGCAGUCAUGGGUCCUGUCUCAUUGAAUACUCUACUGUAGAUCUAAAUGGGGCAGGAUGAUGUGUCUGCUAGGUCAGGUUUCAUUUAAACUAUGAUUUACUGACUCAGGUUCAGCUGAGUUCAUAUACUGUUAAGCCAUAAACCAUGGUUCACAAACCACAGUGGCUGGAUUCACAUGCAUUAAGUCAAAAGCAAAGCAAGCACAUGAUUUAAUGUAUUGUGUAAACUAAGCCAUUAUCUAUGUUUCUGAAAAGUAUGUCCAAAAGUAAAAAGAAAAAAAUGCUAAAAGGUAAUUUAGAUGUAGCAUAGUUGUUGUGCAGAACACAAUCAUCUGUUGACCUCAAUGUACUGUUUUCCUUAAGGGCCCACUUUAUUGCUGAGAUGAAUGUCCUAGGCUAGCCUUCCCUAACCUGGUGCUGUCAGAUGUUUGACUUCCAGAAUUCUCAGCCAAUGUAGCCAAUCACUAGGAAUUUCAAGAGCUGAAGCUGGGCUGGACAUUGCCGUUCCAGAUUGGGCAGGGUGACUUUAACCAAGUACACUGUAAGAGAAAACACUCUUGCUAUAGCAGCAUGUUUAUCUCUCCCCUAGCAGAGACUCUCAGGAAGCAUUUUUCCUCCUCCAAAAGAAGCUGCUAUCUAAACAAGGCAGGGCCUGUUUGGGGUAUAAAAAGGCCAUAGACACAAGAGAACAAGCAAAGUACUCUGGGUAUUUUGGAUGUGUAGGAAACAUGUUAGAAACAGCUGUUGCUGAUGAUAAUCCAUGUAGAGCAUAGCCUUCCAGAUGUUGCUAAGCUACAAUUCCCUGCAUCCCUUACCACUGGCCUUGUUGGCUGGGGUUGCUUGGAGUUUUAUUUCAGCAGUAACUGGAUAACCACAAUUCCUUCCCCCAACUUUAGAAGUGUAGAAAGUAGAUUACAAGGUAUGAAAAUAUCUACUAUUAAUGUAUGUACAUUCCCCAUUCAUCCAAGGUCAUCCUUCCUGUAAUUUCAGCUCUAACUUUGGAGUUUUUUUCUCUCCAUUCUAUUCAAAUAAUGCUGCAUAUACUCCCCCAAAAAUUGGAGGCCGGGGGACAGAGACAAAGGGUCUUAUGGAGAAAGUAAUUUGCAGACUUCCCAGCUUGUUAGCAAUAUGUCCAGGCUGAGUGAACUCCCCCCCAUCCCCCGGUGUAUCAUAGACAACAUUUUUAAAACAUAAAAGAUCCCAUCUUUUUUAUCAGCUUAUUCAUGCAUGGCUUCCUCAAAAUUAUUUGGGGAGUUUGAUAAGAAUAAAUAUGGUCACUGCUAAAUAUUUCUAAACUGCACACAUUUCAUGUUUUGCUCAGGAAAAGGAAUUGAAUCAAUCAAUAUGAAAUUAGUGGCAUUAAGGAGCUAUGGGGCUGAGGUUAGAAAGAGAAGUUAGUGCAACAUUUCAUCCAGACAAACUACAGUUUACUCCACCACCACACAACAGAUAAUGUGCGAAACUGCAACAGUGGAUGCUGAAUCAUAAGAUAUAUAAAUUAUGCCAUUUCUCUGUGCAACACUGGAACAGGUUGCACCUGAAUUUAUUACUGUAGAUACACCUGUAUGCCAGAAUAAUUUCCAUUUAUUAUAAUUGAGUAUUUGACUCUUCUCUCCCAAGGUGUCAUCCCCCAAAACACCAGCAUGUACUUCUCCUUGGCUUGAAAUGUGCUUGCCACUUCAUAUUCCAAAGCCAAACCAGCAAUCUAUGUCUGUCUGCCCAUAUCUUCUUUUGAAAGGUCUCUUCAAAAAAAAAAAAAAAAACGUUUUUGUAACCCUACUUUGAUCUGUAUUCUCUGCAAUUUUCCCAUAUUAUUUUCUGUUGUUUUCCUCCUUUCUGCUUGUUCUUUUUGGAACUUAAAGCCAUGGCAACUUUUUUAUAAGCACACACACAAGAAAGAUACCUAGCAAAUACUUCAAGUUGUCUUUUGUAUACUCGGCUGACAUAAUUGCUUAUAAAGUGUAUUCAAGUGUCUUUUUCAUGGUUCCCAUGUUUCUAAAGUCUUGAA